Molecule: messenger RNA, 3703 nt
Organism: Rhinopithecus roxellana (golden snub-nosed monkey)
Lineage: Eukaryota; Metazoa; Chordata; Mammalia; Primates; Cercopithecidae
Gene: C1QTNF6
Product: C1q and TNF related 6
Exons: 3
Coding region: 827-1663 (278 amino acids)
Molecular function (GO): protein binding
Source: RefSeq, a predicted model, not a curated record
ACCAGUCUGGUUUCAAAAGCAGAGUUUCUGAUCCUGUGAUAACUCGGGGCCAGCCCCCAGAAGCUGCACCACCUCAAAGGUCUUUGCCCGGCUUCCUGCCCACCCAACCCAGGCCUGUCUCUAGCGCCUGCUGUCCAGGCUACUUCCUGCCUCUCUCCUGGAACCCUGGACCCCUUCCUGGACAAGGCCAGAGACAGAGAUCCUCACCAACACUUACACUUUUCUGAUCCUUUAGAAUUUUUCAUACCUCCUCGUCCUACCCCUUAAUUCCAAUCUACCACCUUGGCAUCUGAUUGGCAGGUCUACGAUGAUUGACACAGCCAUCUUCCAAUGAAUUAACUCUCUCUCCAGAACCCUCCCUGCAGGGCUUCUGGAUAAGGUUGGGUUUCAUAGGUUGUUGACUGCACACAGGCGCUGAGCAGGGAGGUGGGCUAGCGCCAGCCCUUGCCAAGCUGCACACCCUCAGCAUCACGUCCUUCCAGAGGGGACUCUUAUUUCGAAUUUGUCCAGAGGGGCACUUUCUUUACUUUGCACAAAGGCACUCUAAAGACUAGCAAUGGGCUGCAGUCAAGGAGCCGGUAUGCCUUCUCUCGAUUGCUCGGCGAUGCAAUGACGCCAUCGCCCUGCACCACCCCACAUGCUCUCAUGGAUAUUGCUUUCUGUCUGCUAGGAUCAAUGAACUCUCCUAUCUCUUUUUGCAGAACUACGGUGUUCUCAUGCCAAAACAUGGGCUCAGCCAUCCAUCCCCUCUCCUGAGAACAAGCCUACAGAAUCCUCCACGUUUGUCCCCAGUGUUCACUAACCUCUGACCUCCUGCCUGAGGGGCAUGUGUUUGUUGGGGAUAGUGGAGUCGGUGGCAAGAAAAUGCCAGAGGGAGGUCACCAUGGGGACAGCCGCCCUGGGUCCCCUCUGGGCAAUGCUCCUGCUCUUUCUCCUGAUGUGUGAGGUCCCUAAGGUGGAGCUCACCUUUGACAGAGCUGUGGCCAGCAGCUGCCAACGGUGCUGUGACUCUGAGGACCCCCUGGAUCCUGCCCAUGUGUCCUCAGCCUCUUCCUCCGGCCUCCCGCACGCCCUGCCUGAGAUCAGACCCUACAUUAACAUCACCAUCCUGAAGGGUGACAAAGGGGACCCAGGCGCGAUGGGCCUGCCAGGGUACAUGGGCAGGGAGGGUCCCCAAGGGAAGCCUGGCCCGCAGGGCAGCAAGGGCGACAAGGGGGAGAUGGGCAGCCCCGGCGCCCCGUGCCAGAAGCGCUUCUUCGCCUUCUCAGUGGGCCGCAAGACGGCCCUGCACAGCGGCGAGGACUUCCAGACGCUGCUCUUCGAAAGGGUCUUUGUGAACCUCGAUGGGUGCUUUGACAUGGCGGCCGGCCACUUUGCUGCUCCCCUGCGCGGCAUCUACUUCUUCAGCCUCAAUGUGCACAGCUGGAACUACAAGGAGACGUACGUGCACAUCAUGCACAACCAGAAGGAGGCCGUCAUCCUGUACGCACAGCCCAGCGAGCGCAGCAUCAUGCAGAGCCAGAGCGUGAUGCUGGACCUGGCCUACGGGGACCGCGUCUGGGUGCGGCUUUUCAAGCGCCAGCGCGAGAACGCCAUCUACAGCAACGACUUCGACACCUACAUCACCUUCAGUGGCCACCUCAUCAAGGCUGAGGACGACUGAGGCCCUCUGGGCCAUCCUCCCGGCCGGAGAGCCCAGGUGCUAGUCCCAUCCCCUGCAGGGCUCAGUUUGCAUCGCUGUGAAGCAGGAAGGCCAGGGAGGUCCCCUGGGACCUGGCAUUCUGGGGAGACCCUGCUUCUUUCUUGGCUGCCAUCGUCCCUCCCAGCCUAUUUCUGCUCCUCUUUUCUCUCUUGAACCUAUUUUAAGAAACUUUCUAACCUAAAUAUUCUAGAACUUUCCCAGCCUUGUAGCCCAGCACUUCUCAAACUUGGAUAUGCACACAAAUUACCCAGGGUUCGUGUUAAAUGCAGAUUCUGACUCAGGUCUGAGUGGGUCCAGGAUUCUGUGUUUUUAACACGUUCCUGGGUGAUGCUGAUGGGGUCGGUCUAUGAACCACACUGGAGCAACCAGGUUCUAGAACUUUCUCAAUAUUCUAGUACUUUCUGAACAUUCUGGAAUCUACACAUUCUAGAAUUCUCCCAUUUUUUUUUUUUUUUUUUUUUGAGACAGAGUCUCGCUCUGUUGCCCAGGCUAGAGUGCAGUUGUAUGAUCUCAGUUCACUGCAACCUCUGCCUCCCAGGUUCAAGCGAUUCUUCUUCCUCAGCCUCCCUAGUAGCUGGGAUUACAGGCACCCACUACCACGCCCGGCUAAUUUUUGUAUUUUUAGUAGAGAUGGGUUUUACCAUAUUGGUCAGGCUGGUCUUGAACUCCUGACCUCAGGUGAUCCACCUGCCUCGGCUUCCCCAAAUGCUGGGAUUACAGGUGUGAGCCUCCGCGCCUGGCCUCUUCCAACAUUCUUAAAUUCUCUCAUCCCUCCAGGGCUCCCGGUGCUAUGUUCUCUUUGCCCCUUCCCCCUCUUUUCUUGCUCAGGCCUGCACCACUGCAGUCACUGUUCAUUUAUUCAUUCAUUAAACGCUGAGCACUCGCUGUGCCAGGUCCCAGGAAGGGUGAGGGAGUCAGACACAGGCCCUGCCCCUGCCCUCAGUGACCAGCCAGUCCAGCCCAGGUGGGGAGAGAUGUGUACACAGGUUUUAAAGCAGACCCAGAGCUCAUGGGGCCCUGUGUUCUGGGUGUUCAGGUGCUGCUGGUCUUCCACUACCCACCACUCCCCAAGGCUGGUGGGACGGGGUCCCAGUGGCAGGGGCGGGUAUCCCCUUUCUGUUCCUCAUCCACCUGCCCAAUGCCUAUCGUUAAAACAAACCCCAGGGGACCUUGGACAGGUCAAGGGUUCUGUGAGGAGAAGACCCAGGAGUAUGGGGGCAUUUGUGGGAUGAAGGGGUCCCUGAGGAAUGGAGCCCACACCCAUAGCUCUCCCCACAGCUGAUACAGCAGCCUGCGAAAACUGCCCUCUGCACUGGGAUCCCCUUCCUGCCUCCUCCCAGGGCUCUGCCAGGGCCUUGCUCAAACCCCCACACCAAAGGCAUCUGAAACUCAGUUUUCCCAGGGCCUCCCGCUGCCCUCAGACACUGAUGUCUGUCCCCAGGUGCUCUCUGCCCCUCACUGGCCCAGUGCCCCGAUUCUCCAGGCUUUAUCAAGGUGCUAAGGCCCCGGUGGGCAGCUCCUCAUCUCAGAGCCCUCCUCCGGCCUGGUGCUGCCUUUACAAACAACUGUGGGAGAAGGGCCAGGGCGGAAGCCCCAGGCUUUAGAGCCCUCAGCAGGUCUGGGGAGCUGAAGCAGGCAAUUUUCUAGUCACUGUGAGAGGCGGAGCCAAAGGAAGGACCUUGGGCCUUCGAUUUCUUCUCCCGGGGUGGGGUGGCCUGGUGGCCCCCUAGCCUUCCAAACCCAGGUGGCCUGCCCUUCUCCCCAGAGGGAGGCGGCCUCCGCCCAUUGGUGCUCAUGCAGACUCUGGGGCCGAGGUGCCCAGAGUGAUCUCUGGUGCUUACAGCCGAGGGAGCCAUGGCUCCAUGGCCAGAUGACGGAAACAGGGUCUGACCAAGUGCCAGGAAGACCUGUGCUAUAAACCACCCUGCCUGACCCCGCCCCAGCCUGACCCCGCCCCGCCCUGCCAUCCAGCAUGAUUAAAGAAUGCUGUCUCCUCUUGGC